Messenger RNA from Platichthys flesus (European flounder), 2265 nucleotides. Its product is annotated as gastrula zinc finger protein XlCGF57.1-like. Gene Ontology annotation, biological process: regulation of transcription by RNA polymerase II. Gene Ontology annotation, molecular function: RNA polymerase II cis-regulatory region sequence-specific DNA binding; DNA-binding transcription factor activity. The coding region runs from base 191 to 2101 and encodes 636 amino acids. The record is from RefSeq and is a predicted model, not a curated record. The transcript has 5 exons. Lineage: Eukaryota; Metazoa; Chordata; Actinopteri; Pleuronectiformes; Pleuronectidae.
GUUAGCCUGCUAUGCUAACAUCCAACAGAACAUGAUGCUACUCGGCUAAAUGCGUUCGGAUCAACUCUUCUACAACACACGUGGUUCUGUUGUGGUUAUAACACUUUUCGGCAGAAGUAAAGCAAGUCGCCAUCUUCCGUAUUCGGUCUUCGCUUCGUUCUCGGAGAAGUUAGUUUUCUAAAGCGUUCGAAUGGAAAUGUCAACAAUCCAGAGUUUAAGACAGUUUAUCCACGAGAGGUUACACACUGCUGCUGAAGACAUAUUUGGAUGUUUUGAAGCGACUGUCACAAAGUACGAGGAGGAGAUCGGUCGUCAUCGCAGACUGAUGGAUGUAACUUUGAAACCUGUAGUAAAGCUGCAGAGAAUAGAGCUCCCACAGCGACAUGUCUGUAUCAAGGAAGAGUUUCCUGCUGACCUGCUGGAGAGGAACCCCAGUCCAGACCAAGAGGAGCCAGAACCUCCACAGAUUAAGGAGCAGCAGGAGGAGCACUGCAUCGAGCUCCCAGAGCAACAUUGUCUUAACGAGGAGGAGUUUCCAUCUGACCAGCAGCUCUGGAACCUUGAGAGGAACCCCAGUCUGGACCAAGAGGAGCCAGAACCUCCACAGAUUAAGGAGCAGAAGGAGCAGCAGGAGGAGCACUGCAUCGAGCUCCCAGAGCAACAUUGUCUUAAUGAGGAGGAGUUUCCAUCUGACCAGCAGCUCUGGAACCUUGAGAGGAACCCCAGUCUGGACCAAGAGGAGCCAGAACCUCCACAGAUUAAAGAGGAGGAGGAGCACUGCAUCGGUCUGGAAGUAGAGCAGCUUGUACUGAAGCAGGAGGAUCAAGAUCACCUUUUGUUGAAUCCUACUUUCAAGGAAAGUGACCACAGUGAACCUGAACCAAGUGACCACCAGCUCCUCUCCCACAGCUCAGCUCAGAGCCAAGAUCUCAACGGAGGCCAGCAUGGAAACUCAAAAUCAGUUAGUAAUGCAGAGCAGGCAUCAGAAAAGGGACAUCAUGUCAUCACAAGAGCAAAAGGGAGCACAAGUCCCAGUAACCUUUCAUGUAGCUCUACCAUGUCAAAGAUUGUGCCGAAUAUCCGCAAGAGUAAAAAGGUUUUCGAGUGCGACACUUGUGGAAAAGUCUUUAAGUGGAAGUCAUUAUUAAAUAGACAUCUUAAGGUUCACAUGGGCGAGAAACCUUUUUCUUGCAAAACCUGUGGGAAAAGAUUUGCGCGUUGCAAUAACCUGCAGAGACACGAGAGAACGCACACAGGUGAGAAAUCAUAUCUUUGCAAAACCUGUGGAAAAAGAUUUGGUUACAAGUUAGCACUAAAAACACAUAUGAGACUCCACAGAGGUCAGAACCUGCAUUCUUGCGAAAGGUGUGAAAAAAGUUUCACAACUAGCACAAAUUUGAAGAUCCACGAGAGAACACACACACGCGAGAAACUUUUUUCUUGCAAAACUUGUGGGAGAAGUUUUACUCGGGGUUAUCACCUGAAGAGACACGAGAGAACGCACACGGGCGAGAAACCUUUUUCUUGCAAAACUUGUGGGAGAAGUUUUACUCGGAGUAAUCACCUGAAGAGACAUGAGAGAACGCACACGGGCGAGAAACCUUUUUCUUGCAAAACUUGUGGGAGAUUUUUUAGUCUGAGAACUACCCUACAGGUCCACGAGAGAACACACACGGGGGAGAAACCUUUUUCUUGCAAAACUUGUGGGAGAAGUUUUAGCAAAAGAAAUAACCUGCAGGUCCACGAGAGAACGCACACGGGCGAGAAACCUUUUUUUUGCAAAACUUGUGGGAGAAGUUUUAGACUGAGAACUACCCUACAGGUCCACGAGAGAACUCACACGGGCGAGAAGCCUUUUUCUUGCAAAACUUGUGGGAAAAGUUUUAGUGCGAGAAAAACCCUGCAGUAUCACGAGAGAACACACACGGGGGAGAAGCCUUUUUCUUGCAAAACUUGUGGGAAAAGUUUUACACGUGGAUCUAACUUGAAAGUCCACAUGAGAAGCCAUAAAGGCAGGAACCCUCAUUUGGUGAUGUUUUCUUCCAACUGGUGCCGUGGACCGACGGACCGACGGACACAUUCGAUAACACACAGAGGAUGAUCUCCUGUCUUUCAUGUCUUCUUCUUUUUCGUAUCCUCUCUCAUGAAAUGCCGCUUUGUAUAAGUUCUGGCUUUUGUGAACUUGCGGCCAAUUGUUCCAUUUUGAGCACCCGUGCUUGUUGUAUAAACUCUGCAGAGCUUAUUAUUAUAAAGACUCAAAAGCAA